Molecule: messenger RNA, 3076 nt
Organism: Diachasma alloeum
Lineage: Eukaryota; Metazoa; Arthropoda; Insecta; Hymenoptera; Braconidae
Exons: 15
Coding region: 78-2558 (826 amino acids)
Molecular function (GO): serine-type endopeptidase inhibitor activity
Source: RefSeq, a predicted model, not a curated record
UGAGACGCAACAGUCGUUUCGGAGACGGUAGAGAGGAAUAUUCAAUUGCAAAUUCAGUUUCUACGAAUGAAGUUAUUAUGAAGUUCAAGUUUGUUUUUCCAGUGCUUUGUACGUUAGGUUUGGUCGUGUCAGUGAGUUAUGGAAUGCUAUUGCCGGAAGUGAGGCAGAGAGCUGCAGUAAAUCCGCUGGAAGAAAGCGAUGUCUUCAUCCCUUAUCAGGGGGAGCGAUUUAACGUGUUUGAUUGGAAUUUAUGGAAGUUGAUGGCACAAAAGUACAGAGGAAAUAUCCUGAUAUCCCCAUUAUCCCUGAAAGUUGCGUUAGUUUUGCUGUGGGAAGGUGCUCAAGAACAAACUGCGCAGGAAUUGGCGGCAACUCUACAACUUCCAAGUGGACGUUGGGCUCCUAGAGAUCAAUUUUCUCUUAUUAUUCGUUCACUACAGCCACUUGCUGGUGAAUUCCAACUCAAAUUUGGAACGAGGAUUUACCUGGAUAAUUCUAUUUCAUUGAAGCAGAGCUACGCGUCAGUCAUAAAAACAUUCUACUCAACAGACAUAGUUCCUUGUAACUUCACAGACGUAGUUGCAGUUACUCAGGGCAUUAAUUCGUGGGCGAAAAAUUUGACCAAUGGACACAUUGAAAAAAUGAUUGAGGAUGAACAUAGUUUGAAGCAUUCGGUUAUGCUCGUGAUGAACAUCCUCUUCUUCAAGGGCCUCUGGUUAAACAAUAAUUUCGCGGUUCAUGAAACCAAACUGGGAAAAUUCUACGAGUCCCCAGGGAAAACUAUCGAUGUACCUUUCAUGACUGCUAUUGGACAAUUUUAUUACGUAGAAUCAGCAGACCUCGAUGCAAAAAUCCUAAGAAUUCCUUACAGGGGUCGAAAAAUAGCAAUGUACAUUGUUCUGCCAAGGACCCGGGACGGUCUUGACACGUUAAUUAGGAACAUCAGUCCAUAUAUUUUAACAAGCCACGUGUGGGUAAUGCAGAGAUUGCCGGUGGAAGUCAAACUCCCAAAAUUCAAAUUUGAUUAUGCAAGCCACAUGGAACCUGUUCUACGUGAGAUGGGAAUUAAGGAUAUCUUCGCAAAUACCGCGACGUUGACGGGAAUUGCUAAGGCUAAGAGGGGAGCUGCUGAGCUACUGGUAUCGGAGAUUGUGCAGAAGGCUGGAAUUGAAGUUAAUGAGGAAGGAACUAGUGCUUAUGUAGCUACAGAGAUAAAUCUAGGAAACAAAGUAGCAGACCAAGAGUUCAUCGCCAGCCAUCCCUUCCUUUUCUACAUCGAGGACGAAAUAACAGGAACAAUAUUGUAUAUGGGUCGAAUGGAGAAUCCAUUACAAACCACCGGAAGCACUGAAACAUCCGGCACACAAACACCAAUUCAUUCAUCAGACGAGAAGUUCAUUCAGCACCAGCUAUCAGCUUAUCCUAUUGGCAAUAGCAAUUUCCAGAGGUCUAAUUAUUUCAAUGUCGAACUUCUCAAGGCUGUAAGCGAAGGCAACUCCGAGAACACAAUCAUUUCUCCAUUAAGUGUGAAAUCAGCAUUGACUAUAUUGUCGGAGGGAACAGGUGGGCAGACGAGAGAAGAACUCCUCGCAGCUCUGAGACUACCCUCGGAUCCAGUUCGAAUUCGCGCUAUCUCGAAAGACACUCUAUCACUGCUCCAGGAUAGCAGAAUUGGAUCUGAAAUUACCUUAGCGAAUCGUUUGUGGGUUGGACGAGGGAUUGCACUAUCUGGGGACUACAAUAGUCUGCUCCGUGCUUAUUAUGGUGGAGAUGUGCAGGUGGUUGAUUUCAGUGAUGUCGCGGGAGCCUCGAGAGCCAUUAACGAUUGGGUUCAUCACAUAACAAGGAAUAUCAUCCAAUCAAUCGUUGAUAAUGAGAAAAUUAGUCCGGACACUCAAUUACUCCUGACCUCUGUAAUUUAUUUCAACGGUCGCUGGUUGAAGGCCUUUGAUGCUGAUUCGACGAGGACACGCUGUUUCCAUGUGUCGGACUCUGAAUGUCAAGAAGUUUCGAUGAUGGAAAAUGUUUCUAAGUACAAAUUUGCACACGUACCUAGUCUGGAUGCUCAGGUCGUCGAAAUUCCAUAUGCAGAUGGUAGACUGUCGAUGCUGGCAAUAUUGCCGAACAAGAAAGGUCUCCAGAGUCUCCAAACUCUUUGUAAAGAUCUUGCAUACACUUCAGUAUCAGCCAUCCUCUCGAAUCUUCGAGAGUCAGAGAUUAUUCUUCAAAUACCGAAAUUCAGUAUUGAGAGCAGGAUUGACUUGCGACCUGCACUCGAAUCCUUGGGAAUCAGGGAUAUGUUUGGAUAUAAUGCCAAUAUAACAGGAAUUUUAUCCGGGAGAUCGUCCCAAGUCGGAAGCGUCCUUCACAAUGCUAGGAUUGAGGUGGACGAGGCUGGAACGGUUGCUGCUGCUGCUACAACAAUUUCGGUGGUGCCUUUGAUGGGUUCAACACUUGAUGCGUUCAGAGCAGAUCGUCCCUUCGUCUUCGCAAUUGUAGAUCAACCAACAGGCAGUAUGAUCUUCGCUGGUCGGAUUAUCCACCCGACCCCAGCGUAGUCUCCAUAAUCCCUUCAUUACAUUACUAGAACAAAAUGAGAAUCUUCAACAUUAUUCAACAAAAAACUUUUUUUUUAUUUGGAGGAAUAAAGACGAUGAGAACGGAGAAUAAUGUUCAAGGGCGAAACAAGAACUGAAGUCACAACUUAUAGCAUAUUAAUAUUUUUACACUCGCAUAAAAUAAGUUAAAUACCAGUAGUACUAGAUUUUCUCCGAGGUUCUUCAAACACUUUGAGGUGAAAGAUGAAUAUUGAUGUGACAUAUGUAUUCAAGUUUAAAACAAUGAUUAGUCAUCUGGGAAUAACGGAAGUUAAAUUUUGACACAUGGUAGAUAACACGACGAUGAAUUGUGAUCCGUUUUUCACGGAAAGUGAACAAAAUCGUAUCAAGAAAUACUGGGGGAAUUCCCGAACUCUGAAUGUCUCUAAUGCACUUGGAAACAAGUGAGAAAUUGCUCUUGUAUUGCUAUAGUAUAGUUAUUUUUGGUAAUAAACUAGCAAUAUGCUUUUGAUUGGUUA